This is a messenger RNA of Racocetra fulgida, 317 nucleotides long. Lineage: Eukaryota; Fungi; Glomeromycota; Glomeromycetes; Diversisporales; Gigasporaceae. The record is from the annotation of a GenBank genome assembly.
CAGAUUCGAUUACCGAGCAUUCUGCAGGGCAAAUAUCAUGUUGGAUUGGACAAAUAUCAGGUUGGAUUGGACAUGUAUCAGGUUCGAUUACCGAGCAUUCUGCAGGACAAAUAUCAGGUUGGAUUAGGCAUGUAUCAGGUUCGAUUACCGAGCAUUCUGCAGGACAAAUAUCGGGUUGGAUUGGACAUGUAGCAGGUUCGAUUACCGAGCAUUGUGCAGGGGAUGUAUCGGGUUGGAUUGAGCAAGUAACAGGUAAAACUACAGGCGCUUGUCUUGAGUAUAUUUCUUCAAAAGGAAAUGAAAGAACCAAAGAAUAA